Leptinotarsa decemlineata (Colorado potato beetle) is the source of this 824-nucleotide messenger RNA. It is a transcript of the gene CysRS, whose product is annotated as cysteine--tRNA ligase, cytoplasmic. Gene Ontology annotation, biological process: cysteinyl-tRNA aminoacylation. The record is from RefSeq and is a predicted model, not a curated record. NCBI's taxonomy places the organism in Eukaryota, Metazoa, Arthropoda, Insecta, Coleoptera, Chrysomelidae. Gene Ontology annotation, cellular component: cytoplasm. Gene Ontology annotation, molecular function: ATP binding; cysteine-tRNA ligase activity.
GAGAUUUAACUACUGCAGAACAAAGAAGUGAGAAGCGGUCUCCAAAUGAUUUUGCUCUGUGGAAGAAAAGUAAAAGUGGAGAACCUGCUUGGGAAUCACCAUGGGGACUUGGUAGACCAGGUUGGCAUAUAGAAUGCUCGGCAAUGGCUUCCGAUAUUUUUGGGCCAACUUUGGACAUUCAUACUGGUGGUGUUGAUCUUAAAUUUCCCCAUCAUGACAACGAAAUAGCUCAAAGUGAGGCUUAUUUUGGUAAUCCAGACUGGGUGAAGUAUUUUCUGCAUUCUGGACACCUAACUAUUGCUGGUUGCAAAAUGUCAAAGUCAUUGAAAAACUUUGUCAGCAUUCAAGAUGCUCUUUCCAAGUAUAGUUCGAGGCAAUUAAGGUUUGCCUUUUUGUUGCAUUCUUGGCGAGAUACCCUGGAUUAUAGUCCAAAUACCAUGGAAAUUGCAUUACAAUAUGAAAAGUUGUUUAACGAGUUUUUCUUGAACAUUAAAUGUGCUGUGAAAAAUAUAUCAGUUGAAAACACAACAUUCAAUACAUUUUCCAAAUGGUCCAAUCAGGAAAAAACUCUUAGCAACAAAUUCAUACAAACUAAGGAAAAUGUGCAUAUUGCUUUAUGUGAUAAUGUCGAUACCAGAACUGCUCUGGAAUCACUAAGAGACCUUGUUACUAGUAGCAAUAUUUAUUUGAGGGAGAGGAAGCCACCAAAUUGUUUGAUGUUACAUGAUAUAGGUCUGUAUGUUACAGACAUGUUGAAAAUAUUUGGAACUGUAUAUCAGUCUGACACAAUAGGUUUUCCUAUUUCUACUGAUGGAUCAAACAAC